GAAGACAGAGAAGAUGAUAUGGACGAAAGAGAAGGUAAGGAAGUCAGAGAAGAUGAUAUGGACGAAAGAGAAGGUAAGGAAGUCAGAGAAGAUGAUAUGGACGAAAGAGAAGGUAAGAAAGGCAGAGAAGUGGAUAUGGACGAACGAGAAGGUAAGGAAGACAGAGAAGAGGAUAUGGACGAAAGAGAAGGUAAGGAUGUCAGAAAAGAUGAUAUGGACGAAAGAGAAGCUAAGGAAGACAGAGAAGAUGAUAUGGACGAAAGAGAAGGUAAGGAAAACAAAGAAGAGGAUAUGGACGAAAGAGAAGCUAAGGAAGACAGAGAAGAGGAUAUGGACGAAAGAGAAGGUAAGAAAGACAGAGAAGAGGAUAUGGACGAAAGAGAAGGUAAGAAAGACAGAGAAGAGGAUAUGGACGAAAGAGAAGCUAAGGAAGACAGAGAGAAUGAUAUGGACGAAAGAGAAGGUAAGGAAGACAGAGAAGAGGAUAUGGGCGAAAGAGAAGCUAAGGAAGACAGAGAAGAUAAUAUGGACGAAAGAGAAGGUAAGGAAAACAGAGAAGAGGAUAUGGACGAAAGAGAAGGCAAGGAAUACGGAGAAAAAGUCAUGGACGAAACAAAAUGCAAAAAUGAUGAGGGUGGGAAAAAAGGUAAAAUAA
Messenger RNA from Candidula unifasciata, 655 nucleotides. Lineage: Eukaryota; Metazoa; Mollusca; Gastropoda; Stylommatophora; Geomitridae. The record is from the annotation of a GenBank genome assembly.